This is a messenger RNA of Penicillium mononematosum, 867 nucleotides long. Its product is annotated as J domain-containing protein. The transcript is spliced from 2 exons. The record is from RefSeq and is a predicted model, not a curated record. Lineage: Eukaryota; Fungi; Ascomycota; Eurotiomycetes; Eurotiales; Aspergillaceae. The coding region runs from base 1 to 867 and encodes 288 amino acids.
AUGGUGAAAGCAGACGUGCGCAAGGAUUACUAUGCGGACCUUGGGCUCCAACCCAGCGCGGAGGCCGAGGACAUCAAAAAGCAAUUCAGGAAACUAGCACUCAAGUACCACCCGGACAGGAACCCAGGACGAGAAGUCGAGUUCAACGCGAAAUUCCAAGCCAUCCAGGCCGCCAAUGAGAUCCUCAGUGACCCCUCGCAACGACUGAAAUACGACACCGAUCGUUUACGCGCAGGCUAUGGAAAAUGCUACGGACCACCCAAGGCAAAUACCCAGCGCAAAACACAACCCCCCACCUACCCUCCUCGCCCUACACCAACUUCGGCGUCUACAAAUUCACAGUACGCGAAGGCGAGCCCGAGUACCCCAUCGGCUGGCGCUCGAAGAUACGCAUCUCAUGCACGUGCCGGUCCGCAGCAGUUCAAACAACAGGAUAAUGCGCAAACAAGGGCCGAUGCAUUCCAUGGCUUUAAUAAUAUGAGAGGAGGUCAGGCAUCUGGAUGGCAGGGCUUCGAUCCUUCAACUGGCCGUGCCACUGGCGGUGUCCCAGGUCCUGGGGCACAGCGUCAUCCCUUUGGAACUUCUGCACAAUCUACCCGGCCCAAGUCUGCCUUUGAGGCCCACAAUUCCCAUUCCAACGCACAGUCUUUCAAGAAAAAGCAGGGAUUUGCACCAGGCGUGGCUGGAGGAGAUGAGCCGAUGGCCCGCAAUACUUCUGCCUAUAGCAAUAACAGUCGAACCGAACGGAUGAGCAGCCAAUACUUCAAGCCUGCUGUUCCCCCAACUGCGAAGAAACCAACAUCACCUGAACCGUCUCAACCCAAUCCUCGCCAUUCAUACACCCCGGAGUUUCGAACGACCCAGUAG